Austrofundulus limnaeus is the source of this 4543-nucleotide messenger RNA. It is a transcript of the gene unc5b, whose product is annotated as unc-5 netrin receptor B. NCBI's taxonomy places the organism in Eukaryota, Metazoa, Chordata, Actinopteri, Cyprinodontiformes, Rivulidae. Gene Ontology annotation, molecular function: protein binding; netrin receptor activity. The record is from RefSeq and is a predicted model, not a curated record. Gene Ontology annotation, biological process: netrin-activated signaling pathway; anterior/posterior axon guidance. Gene Ontology annotation, cellular component: membrane.
CACCUGUUUAUCGUCCCCUGAUGGAGUUUAAAGUCCAUCUUCAGCUUUAGGUGACAUAAAACCAAAAUAAAACCUCUUCAUCCUUCAUCCCCUGAAUUAGCAGCUACUGUUGGACUCAUCAUCAGUGAGCUGCAGGGGGUCCAGUCACCCCUCGUCCUCUCUGCUGGGCUCGUUUAGGCUGCUCUCUUGUGGCCACUGGAGGUAAAGUUUGACCCGAGGAAAGGCCAAAGGCCUGACAGGAAACAGCAGCUGUCAGCGCGCUGGCUGUCUUUUAUAAUUAGGAAUUAUUUCAAUAUAUAGAAAAAAAAAGUUAUUAUUUUUUUAAACCAAUAAACACACAGAUGGUUGGUGAAUCCGGCGCGGAUUUGGCGCCUGGCAGUCCGGGUUUUCCGUCUCUCCUCCUCCUCCUCCUCCUCUUCCUCCUCUUCCUCCCUCCUUUUCUGCUGCUGUUGUAGCUUCACUUGUUCAGCCUUCAGAGGAGGAGGAGGAUGAUCUAUGAUUGGCCGGGCGGGGACUGGUAGUCCGGAGCUCCCCGUGUUCAUGUUUACACCUUGCUGACCCGGACGAGGCGAGACGCGUGGGGGUCCGGAACAAACUCUGGACUUUAGUCUUUGGGUUUUAUUGAGGGGGGGAUUUUUUUUUUACCCCCUGCUUGACAGCUUCUACCCGCGGCAGUCUUUUCUUAUUUAUAGUCGCGAAGCAACUUUGGUUUGUUUCCUGGGAGCUGGAGCUGUUUGGAUGUUUGGUUCAAUCCGCGCAGAGACGCGUCAAAGUUCUCAGUGCGCCUUUUUGGGACUCCAGACUCUUCCUGUUCAAAAGCAGGAACGCAAAUCCUCUUGGAACUGUACGGACAGAUUUAAACAGGACCUGUAAAAACUUUGACCCGGAACGGAGUAAAAGAUCCCGUUCAGACGCGCGGUUCGGUGAUGGAUGUGCUGUUUGCGCCAGCGGACAGGAGAGUCACUGAUUACUGAAGCGCUCAGUUCUCCCCCCCUCAGUUAAUGAACUCCAAACCCUCCGGGGCCGGUGUCGGUGUCGGGCAGGAGAACCUUGCUGUGGACAACCGGAGCCGUUCCCGAACGGCGUAGCUGGGAAAGAUGCGCUCUCCUCGGAUGCGGUGCGCGCAAGUUGUCGGUCCUCGGGUUUUCCUCCUCCUGGUGCGGCUGUGGCUCGUGUCUGCUACUGAGGGCAGCGACUACAGCGACGCCGACGUUCUCCCCGAUUCUUUCCCGUCCGCACCGGCGGAGCCGCUGCCCGAGUUCCUGCUGGAACCGGAGAAUGGUUUCAUCGUAAAGAACCGGCCGGUCCAGCUGCGCUGCCGGGCCUCGCCCGCCACCCAGAUUUACUUCAAGUGUAACGGAGAAUGGGUGAACCAGAACGAUCACAUCACCAGAGAGAGCCUGGAUCAGAACACAGGUCUGGUGGUGCGAGAGGUGGACAUCUCCGUGUCCCGGACCCAGGUGGAGGAGCUGUUCGGGCUGGAGGACUACUGGUGCCAGUGCGUGGCCUGGAGCUCGGCCGGGACCACCAAGAGCAACCGUGCUUAUGUUCGCAUCGCCUGUGGACUGGCUGAAGAACGAGGAGCUCAUAGAUCCGUCGCAGGACUCCAACUUCCUGAUCACCAUCGAUCACGAUCUGAUCGUCAAACAGGCCCGACUCUCGGACACGGCUAACUACACGUGCGUGGCUCGAAACGUGGUGGCUAAGAGGCGGAGCAGCACCGCCACGCUCAUCGUUUAUGUGAGUGGAGGGUGGUCUUCUUGGACUGAAUGGUCAGAGUGUAACGCUCGCUGUGGGCGGGGCUGGCAACGGCGAACACGCAGCUGCACCAAUCCGGCCCCUCUGAAUGGAGGAGCCUUCUGUGAGGGCCCGYCAGUGCAGAGAGUAACAUGCACCACACUCUGCCCAGUGGACGGGGGCUGGACGGAGUGGGCAAAGUGGUCCGCCUGCGGGACGGAGUGCACGCACUGGCGCAGCCGCGAGUGCCAAGCCCCUCCGCCCAUCAAUGGAGGGAAGCACUGCAGUGGAAGCAUGAUGGAGAGCAAAAACUGCACCGAGGGGCUGUGUGCCAGAAAUAAAAAGAUCUCAGUUGAACAUACAAGCCAUCCCAUGGCUCCAGGUAUGGGUGCGGCGGUGUACGUUGGCCUGGUGGUCGCUUUGCUGCUGAGUGUCAUAAUGGCRCUCUGCGUGGGCGUGCUGGCGUACCGCCGCCGCUGCCGCCACCUCCACGGUGACAUCACGGACUCCUCCUCAGCCCUCACCGCAGCGUUCCACCCCGGAAACUACAAACCUCCGAGACAGGACAACCCCCACCCUCUGCAUCCCUCGGCUCCACCUGAUCUGACAGCCACGGCGGGUACUUUCAGGGGUCCGCUCUUCUCCCUGCCGCAGGGGGUCAACGACAGCCCCCACAAGAUCCCCAUGACCACCUCCCCCUUGCUGGACCCGCUCCCCAGCCUCAAAAUCAAGGUGUACAACUCCUCCACGCUGUCCUCCCUGGAGCUGCCGGCCGACAUGUGCUCGGCCGACGGCGAGAUCCUCAGUCUGAAGUCCGUGGGCACCGUGGGGAGAGAGCGGGACUAUCACAGCUACACUCUGUCCAGAGAGCCGGGCCUGAGCACCAGCGCCACCUUGGGAAGCCUGGGUGGGCGCCUGACCAUCCCCAACACAGGUGUGAGUUUGCUGGUCCCGCCUGGCACGAUCCCGCAGGGGAAGUUCUACGAGAUGUACCUCAUUAUUAACAAGUGGGACAAAACAACGUUGCCGUCUGAGGGCAGCCAGACUGUGUUGAGUCCUGUGGUGAGCUGCGGUCCAUCGGGGAUGCUCCUGAACCGGCCCGUGGUCCUAACUCUGCCCCACUGCGCCCAGUUAGACACGCCCACACCAGACUGGACCCUCACACUCAAAACACAAACCCACCAGGGUGCAUGGGAGGAGGUGUUGACGGUAGGGGAGGAGACGCUGUCGUCUCCGUGCUACCUGCAGCUGGAGGAGGAGUGUUGUCACGUCCUCAUGGAGCARCUGGGAACCUACGGCCUUGUGGGCCAGUCCUGCCCUCCGCGGCCCGCCUGUAAGCGCCUGCAGCUGGCUCUGUUCGCCCCCCGAGCGCCGUGCCUCUCCCUGGACUACAGUCUGCGCAUCUACUGUAUCCAUGAUACCCCACAUGCACUGAAGGAUGUGCUGGACUUGGAGAGGAGUCUGGGUGGAGUUUUGUUAGAAGAUCCCAAACCGCUGCUCUUCAAAGACAGUUAUCACAACCUGCGCCUGUCCAUCCACGACAUYCCUCACACCUACUGGAGAAGCAAACUUCUGGCCAAGUACCAGGAGAUCCCCUUCUACCACAUCUGGAGCGGCAGUCAGAGACCCCUGCACUGCACCUUCAGCCUGGAGCGAGCCAGCCUGGCCGUGUCACAGCUCGCCUGUAAGAUCUGCGUCCGACAGGUGGAGGGGGAGGGACAGAUCUUUCAGCUGCACACGGACAUCCAGGAGACUCUCCCGCCGCACUCGCCGCUCCCCUCAGGAAGCUCCUGCCCACCUUCUUCUCAGGUGGGACCGUAUGCCUUUCGCCUGCCCGACUCCAUCCGCCAGAAGAUCUGCGGCAGCCUGGACGCUCCCAGCGCUCGAGGCUGUGACUGGAGGCUGCUGGCUCACAGUCUGGGCUUUGACAGGUAUUUGAACUACUUCGCCACCAAGCCCAGCCCCACAGGUGUUCUGCUGGACUUGUGGGAAGCGUGUCACCAAGGUGAUGCAGACCUGGUCUCUCUGGCGACAGCUCUGGAGGAGAUGGGCAAAAGUGAAGUGCUAGUUGUCAUGACGACAGAUGGGGAUUGUUGAUUGGUCAAGAAACAAAAGAGCGAGAGAGACUUCUCUUUUUUUCUUCUUUUUCUUCUUCUUUUUUUUUUCCUCACUGCAGUGAUGAAAAUGAGAAUACUUGCUGAUGAAUAUGCACACGCCGCCCCGUCUCUCUCAUCARCAGCACGUUAGGCUUGCUUCACGUGGACCGUGGGACGGUCCUGCUCCCACCCUCAGCAUCAGCCAAACCCUGCUCAGGCCGUCCCACCGCCAACUGGAUUCUGCAACGUCGCAUCUGCAAAGUUUAAAGUCGUAAAAAAAAAUCAAACAAAACCGGAGUGGAGCGUCUUCAACUGCUGAAAACAUCCCUUAUUUUGUGUGUGAUUGUUAAUAUCAAUGCUWUAAGGGUUAAUCCACUAAAGCUAACUGGGGUUGAGUUUCAGCAGCAGCAUAGAAGUCCAUGACUUCAUUCCAUCCCACCUCAYAUCAGUGGCUUUGGUUUUUUUCUCCCGUUGUCGCUUUAGUUGUGCAGAAAAGCUGAGUGAACCUAACCCCUCCCAAAAAAUGAAGCACAGAAAAAAAAGGCAAAUAUGAUGAGUGGUUAGUAAAGGCGCAACGGUACAUGUACCCGUUUCGAACCGUAUCGAACAGUACUUUAAGUUCAAUACACAUUAUGUAUGGAACAAUACAGAUUUUUUAAAAUUUAUUUUAUCAGCUUGUCUUCUGAAGAUGCUCUGUGUUGAAGGAUCAG